AAAAUAAAAUACUAUCAAAUGGUGAUUUCAUUUUGACAAAUUCUUUAUUUAAAAAAAGAAACUCAAUAGUAUCACUUGUAAGUGGUAUCGAUAAGUUUGAAGUAUUGUCAAACAAUAACUUUGAACUACUAGAAGUAGUCAUUAACUAUAAUAAACAACCAGAAGGCAAUAUUAAUAACCUACUAGAAGCAACCACUAAUAACCUGCUAGAAGCAACUACAAAUGAUUUGCCAGAAGCAACCACUAAUGACCUGCCAGAAGCACCUAUCACCAAUAAGCCACUACAGUCACAAACACAAAAUGUGUUGG
Racocetra persica is the source of this 309-nucleotide messenger RNA. The record is from the annotation of a GenBank genome assembly. Lineage: Eukaryota; Fungi; Glomeromycota; Glomeromycetes; Diversisporales; Gigasporaceae.